GGAGGUGCGGAAGCGCGCUGCGCUGAGGGCAGCGGGGCCGGGCGGGCUGCGGCGCGAUGCGGGGCGGCCGCCGCCUCCUCCUCCCGCUGCUGCUCCUGGCGCUGCUGCGCGGGCCGUGCUGCGGCAGGGAGCCGGCGCCGGGCGCUGUUACCUGCGGCUCGGUGCUGAAGCUGCUCAACACCCGGCACAGCGUGCGGCUGCACUCGCACGAGGUCAAGUACGGCUCCGGAAGUGGGCAACAGUCAGUGACAGGAGUUGAAGCUUCAGAUGAUGCUAACAGUUACUGGCGGAUUCGUGGGAAGAGUGAUGGCAGUUGCCAACGUGGAACACCAGUGAAAUGUGGGCAAGCAAUACGACUUACCCAUGUGAACACGGGAAAAAAUUUACACACUCAUCACUUCCCGUCACCACUCUCCAAUAACCAGGAAGUAAGUGCCUUUGGUGAUGAUGGUGAAGGUGAUGACCUCGAUAUAUGGAUUGUGCAAUGCAGUGGGACACACUGGGAGCGGGAGGAUGCAGUGCGCUUCAAGCACGUAGGAACUGAGGUGUUCCUUUCAAUAACGGGGGAGCAAUAUGGCCAUCCAAUUAGAGGCCAACGGGAAGUUCAUGGCAUGCCCACCGCCAAUCAUCACAACUAUUGGAAAGCAAUGGAAGGAGUCUUCAUCAAACCCAGUAUGGACCCUGCAAAACACGAUGAGCUCUGAAUUGACAGAGGAUCCAAAAUGCUUCAGUUUACUCCAAUGUUCGGAGAUGCUAACCCUUGGUCUCUCUUAAGUCCUGCCUUGCCUAAGUGACUGACUUCCUGUGUUACCGAAGGGCAUUAGUUCACUCUAGGAAUGCAGCACUUCUGUGGGGAAUGACAUCUGCCGGGUUUAGAUACGGAGAUUUAUUUAAGAAAUCCUUUCUAAAUUUUCAAGCUUGUUUGGUGAAACUAGUUCAUACAUCUGUUAGUUUUCACUAUCAUUUGUUUUGCUUGUUACUUUUUCUCAAAUUCAAAGGAAAUGGAAAAAAAAGUAAUACAUUUCUGUAGUCCCAAAUACUGCAAAACUUUGUAUUUUGUAAUUUUUUUUUUCAAUUAUAAUUAAAUAUUUGGAAACUUCCUUCUA
Cygnus olor (mute swan) is the source of this 1106-nucleotide messenger RNA. It is a transcript of the gene SDF2L1, whose product is annotated as stromal cell derived factor 2 like 1. The record is from RefSeq and is a predicted model, not a curated record. The transcript has 3 exons. Lineage: Eukaryota; Metazoa; Chordata; Aves; Anseriformes; Anatidae. The coding region runs from base 57 to 704 and encodes 215 amino acids.